Cinclus cinclus is the source of this 402-nucleotide messenger RNA. RefSeq names its product chromosome 7 C10orf105 homolog (gene C7H10orf105). NCBI's taxonomy places the organism in Eukaryota, Metazoa, Chordata, Aves, Passeriformes, Cinclidae. The transcript has a single exon. The record is from RefSeq and is a predicted model, not a curated record. The coding region runs from base 1 to 402 and encodes 133 amino acids.
AUGAGCACAGAGGACUCUGCCAACGACUCCUCUCCCACCCUGCCUGUCCUUGGCCUUCUGGUUCCCACCACGGAGCUGGUCCCACCCAGUGCUGCAUCCCCUCAGGUGACAGACUGGCUGCCCAUCAUCGGCGGGGUCAUCUGCAUCUUCCUGGUCCUGGCCACCCUCCUCAUCUUUGUCACCCUCUGCAAGCCAGUGGCGCUGGUCUGGUCCCUCUCUGGUCCACAGGAGUGCCUGCCCCACCACCCCGUGGAUGCCAGCGAGCCCCAGCUGAGGCUCUGGAAGCGUCUGGGCUCCCUGAGGUGCUCCAUCAGCAGCUUCAGGAGGAGCCAGCUGAUGUCUCAGAGCCCCCUCCCCUGUCCCAGCCAGGACUGGCGCAUCAUGGAGUCCACCAAAAUGUGA